Molecule: messenger RNA, 577 nt
Organism: Racocetra persica
Lineage: Eukaryota; Fungi; Glomeromycota; Glomeromycetes; Diversisporales; Gigasporaceae
Source: the annotation of a GenBank genome assembly
AUGAAUAUAUUGAGAAAAGGCAACACUUUAUGUGUCUUUUCUCAUGUGAUUGGGCUCAAACGAAUAGAGGAAGAACACCCUCACACAAAUAGAAAUGCGUCAAAAGACAAAUUAAAAAUAGAAGAGGCUUUGAUGAAAUAUAUUAGUGCAGAAGUACAAGCAGAUGCUCAAGCAAAAUUCAAUGCACUAAUAUUCCAACCUAAAUAUGUUACAUUACUUGAAGCACAACUAUUUGAAGCUCAAUUUUAUAAAAUGAGAGAAGAUGCAGCAAUCAACCAAUUUUUUGAAGGAGGAGGAGCACCAAAAUCGUUCACAACAGCUUUUGAUGCAAUCAAACGAUAUAAACCAUCUACACCAAAACAAUUUAACCCAAAGAAACGCGAAUAUAAUCAAUAUGAAAAAUAUACAGAAGAAAUCUGCAAACAAACUCAAGAACUUAAAUUACUUGAAAAACUCUACAAGAAAUUUGGAAACAAAGAAGUUCAUAACUUUGAACAAGAUAAUGAAUAUAUUCAAUACUUGAAAUUAUAUGAAAAACACCAAGAACUAUUUCACUUCGAAAAAGAACCUUCUGAAA